AUGUUUGAUAUCGACGAUUCGGCCUUGGACAAGGAAAAGUGCUAUACGACGAUCGGAGAGCUCCCACACUACGUUGAUCCGAAGCAGCCACCGACGAGAAAAUCUCCCUUCUCAACCGUCUCAAGACACUGUUUUGUCCAUUCGACAGAGCUUAUCCUCCCGGAAGAAAUCUAUCAAGCUGCUUGGGAUUCAAUUGCAAACAAAAUUAGCAUCUGCCAGUAUGCAAAAGUCUUCAUGUCCCUCUCAGAUAUUCUUGAUGGAGAAUUCUUUAACAAGUAUAUAAAAACUGGCAAUAUUUUGAUGAUCUCAGAGGGACAAAGCGGCGUAGACAAUGUGUAUUCUCUCAGAGAUGGUAUUCUUAGAUUAGAACUAGAUAAGAGUUCAUACGAACGAGCGGGCCUUGUCGGAAAAUCCGUUCGUAGUGGAGGCAAAAAGCAUGUAGCAUCAAGAUAUGUUGUGGAAAUCAAUCUCCGCCUGCCUUCUAUGCUCCACGGCAAAAAGGGAUUCGAGCGCAUUGUAUGGGCUUUCAAAAAUGUUCUUAACGAGUCCCUUACAUGGCUGUUCAGCGAUUUAUCCCCGUCCUCAGAUCUAUCAGGUCAAGAUGCUCCCAUCAAAAGGCAUUCACCACAAAUCUUCUCGUGCACCUCAACAAAGUCACGUUUCCAAAAUGUCCUAACUCCAUCAUUUACACCAUCCACUUUUCAGGCAGAAAGUGAGCAGGCAAUAUCAGAACUCUCCGAUACCUGCGUUGAAAUCCAGGAGUGGCUUGCGCUGGCCUUCCUAGGGACUCCACGCCUCAACGCGGAUGACUCGAUAGAUCCAUAUCUUAGUCGAUACUCGGUGCCCAAUAAAGAGAACUGUACUUCCUCGAACCUCGUGAAACUCACCUGGAAAGGAUUGCUUCCAAGUCAUUGGAUCACACAGUUACUCAUCGCCACGCUACGUAGUACUGCGGGGUCGGACUCCUGGUUUGCAAUAUCUUCACACGCACUCGGCAAGGAGGCGGUUGAAGGCAAAGAUGGGUAUAUGAUAUUGGCACCUCCUUGUUAUAAAGCUGAUACUACAGAAGAUAACGCUUUGAAAUCGGACCAGAAACAGCCACGGAGGAAAUUUGUUUGCUGGGAGUACGUUGGCUGCCCGUGGUCAGCCUCUUGAUUGUGUUGUCUCGACUUUCGUAUGAUUUAUAGUCACAUCGAUAAAGAUGGCCGAAAUGUGAAGUCAAAGUUUCAUCUGGAUAGAGCCCUAAAAAGAAUAAAUGGAUUUGUCCAAAAGCCCCCUUUUACGGAGCGUCAUGCAACCAAAUGCGUAGUUACCAGCCAAAGUCCAACCCAACGGAGUACAGCGAGAAGAGAUAGACGACUUAUCCAAGCAAAUCAUGAUAUACAUCCCUCAACACGGGUCUCCUCCCGACCAUCUUCGCAGCAUGUGUCUCCUUACCUCCAAGCUUUUCAGCCUUCCUACCGCCCAUCCCAAACAAACCACUUUCGUUCCUCAUCGGACCAAGCACCGUCCGAGAUUGCCUCUUGACAGGACUCCUCUUUAUAGGACUCUGCCCCUUCUUCUUUGGACUCACAGGUUUACUCUUUGUUCUCUGUGGACUCACCUGCGUAAACGCAGGUUCCUCAAAAACAUGACUCUCUACCGCUGUCGGGGGCAAAUCAUAACACCAACCUUUCCCAUCCAUAAGCUUAACAAACCUAUCCAGCAAUUCAUUCCCCUCUCGAAGCGUGGUCUUGCUGCCCACAAUAAGGAAUUUGGUCCGCGCCCGUGUGAAUGCAACGUUAACCCGUCGCCAAUCCCGGAGUAAUUCGCCCACAUUGUUCUCUGCAUUGCUUCGUACGCAGCUCAUGAUAAUCACUUCUUUAUCGCGUCCCUGGAAGCGGUCGGCCGUAUGCAUCUCAAGCUCAGGAAGAUGACGGCGUAGGUUCUGCCUGAGGAGGGCGAGCUGACUUCGAUACAGGGUUACGACACCUAUUUCUUGUGCGGGGAUUCCGACGGAGAUGAGUGCUUCGACGAGUUGGUUGCAGAGAGCGACUUCGACGACGUUGACGAUGCGUGAGCCGUUAGCAGACUCUCCGGCCCGGGGGUUUAAGAAGUCUGUAUUGACCAGGC
This is a messenger RNA of Coccidioides immitis RS, 2112 nucleotides long. RefSeq names its product ribonuclease P/MRP protein subunit RPP40. Gene Ontology annotation, molecular function: ribonuclease P activity; ribonuclease MRP activity. The record is from RefSeq and is a predicted model, not a curated record. Gene Ontology annotation, cellular component: multimeric ribonuclease P complex; ribonuclease MRP complex. Lineage: Eukaryota; Fungi; Ascomycota; Eurotiomycetes; Onygenales; Onygenaceae. Gene Ontology annotation, biological process: tRNA 5'-leader removal; tRNA 3'-end processing; endonucleolytic cleavage in ITS1 to separate SSU-rRNA from 5.8S rRNA and LSU-rRNA from tricistronic rRNA transcript (SSU-rRNA, 5.8S rRNA, LSU-rRNA). The transcript has 7 exons. Bases 1 to 1155 code for a protein of 384 amino acids.